This is a messenger RNA of Salvelinus namaycush (lake trout), 4514 nucleotides long. Its product is annotated as E3 ubiquitin-protein ligase RNF220-like. Bases 1 to 1833 code for a protein of 610 amino acids. The record is from RefSeq and is a predicted model, not a curated record. The transcript is spliced from 13 exons. Gene Ontology annotation, molecular function: ubiquitin protein ligase activity; metal ion binding. Gene Ontology annotation, biological process: protein ubiquitination. NCBI's taxonomy places the organism in Eukaryota, Metazoa, Chordata, Actinopteri, Salmoniformes, Salmonidae.
AUGGACUUGCACCGGGCCGCAUUCAAGAUGGAGUCGUCCUCCUACCUGCCCAACCCUCUGGCAUCCCCAGCCCUCAUGGUGCUGGCUUCCACCGCAGAGGCCAGCCGCGACGCCUCCAUCCCCUGCCAGCAGCCCCGCCCCUUCGGCGUGCCCGUCUCCAUGGGGGAAAAGGACAUGCACCUGCCGUUCAACAACGGCUCCUACACCUUCGCCUCCAUGUACCACCGUCAGGGAGCCGUUCCCGGGGGCUUCCCCAACCGGGACUUCCCCUCCUCCCUGCUGCACCUGCAUCACCAGUUCGCCCCCCCAAACCUGGACUGCUCCCCCAUCAGCAUGCUGAACCACAGCGGGGUGGGGGCCUUCCGACCCUUCGCCUCCCCCCCAGAGGACCGCGACGGGGCAGGGGGCUAUCAGUCAGCCUUCACCCCAGCUAAGCGCCUCAAAGGCUGCCUGGAUGCAGACGCCUCUCCCCACCUGCGCUACACGGACGCUGAGGGUAAAGAGUAUGACUUUGGGGCACAGAUCCCCUCCAGGUCCCCAAGCGCCCUCAAAGCAGUUGAGGACGCUGGGAAAAAGAUUUUUGCAGUGUCAGGCUUAUUGUCCGACCGCGAGACGUCAUCAAGUCCAGAAGACCGCAUCGAACGCUGUAAGAGGAAGGUGUCUCUGUAUGACAGCCAGGCCCCCAUCUGUCCUAUCUGCCAGGUGUUGCUGCGUCCAGGAGAGCUGCAGGACCACAUGGAGCAGGAGAUGGAGCGCCUCACCCACAUGCACCUCAGUAAGAACCCAUCACACGGACACAAGGACAGCAGUGUGGCUCCAGGAACUCCUAAGUCCAUGCUGUUGUCGGUGCACAUCAAACGCGAGGGAGAGUCACCGGUGGUCUCCCCUCUUUCCUCUGAAGACGCCCACCACUCCGACAGAUACCAGACAUUUUUACGAGUGCGGGCUAAUAGGCAAACGCGAUUGAAUGCACGGAUUGGGAAGAUGAAGCGCCGGAAGCCAGAGGAUGGGCAGGUAUGUCCACUGUGCAGCGCGCCGCUGGCAGGGACAGAGGAGGAGAUGAGUAGGCAUGUGGAACAAUGUCUGUUCAAGAGGGAGGGUGCGUUUGCUGAGGAUGACUCUGCAGACAUGGACGGAGAGAACGGGACCCGCUUCGAGGAGUACGAGUGGUGCGGCCAGAAGAGGGUCAGAGCUACCACCCUGCUGGAAGGAGGCUUCAGAGGAACAGGCUUUGCCAUGUGCAGCACAAAGGAGAACCACGACAGCGACGCCGACCUGGACGUGGAUGGAGACGACACACUGGAGUACGGCAAGGCCCAGUACACAGAGGCAGACAUCAUUCCCUGCUCCGGAGAGGACCAGGGAGAAGCCAAAGAACGGGAGGCCCUGCGCGGGGCGGUGUUGAAUGGCGGAAUGCCAUCCAACAGAAUAACGCCAGAGUUCUCCAAAUGGGCCAGUGAUGAGAUGCCCUCUACGAGCAACGGGGAGAGCAGCAAGCAGCAGCCGCCUCAGGAGCCCAACGCCGCCUGCUCAUCCUCCAACGCGCCCCGGACCUGUAAAAACAGCGAAAUAGAGAAGAUCACAGAGGGCUCGACAGCCACCACGUUCGAAGCACUAAAGGCUCGUAUCCGGGAGCUGGAGAAACAGAUCCUCAGAGGGGACAGAUAUAAGUGUCUCAUCUGCAUGGACUCGUACACGAUGCCCCUCACCUCCAUCCAGUGCUGGCACGUCCACUGUGAGGAAUGCUGGCUCAGGACUCUGGGAAACAAGAAACUCUGCCCACAAUGCAACACCAUCACUUCGCCAGGAGAUCUAAGGCGCGUCUACAUGUGAAGAAGACGGCGCCUGCCCUGACCGGCCUACACCUCCAACCCCUCCUCCCUCCAUUUGUUCCUCUUUAUAUUUCCAUUUGCUCUCUCAGUAUUUGUUUUUGUUGACCUUGCGUGAGCCUGGGUUUGUGAAGCCCCCCUCAGAGCUUCAAAAGAUUACUGAUGUCUUGAAUGACUCUUCAGACCAGGGGAGGACUGACUGAUCAACCAACCAACCAACCAACCAUUUGGACAGAACCUAACCAAGUAGUUCAUUAUGACUGAGUGUUCUCAGAAUGACUAACCAACCACCCCUCCCUCACUGGCUCCCUCCACCCUGCCCUCUAGUGGUGGAUGAUCUAUCCAGUCAGAUGCCCUCUAGUGGUGGGUGGUCUAGUCCAGUCAGAUACCCUGCCCUCUAGUGGUGGGUGGUCUAGUCCAGUCACAUACCCUCCACCCUGCCCUCUAGUGGUGGGUGGUCUAGUCCAGUCACAUACCCUCCACCCUGCCCUCUAGUGGUGGGUGGUCUAGUCCAGUCACAUACCCUCCACCUUGGCUGACACUUCUGGUUCUGUGUUUUUUGAUACUGUAGCUCCCAGACGACCCAGCUCUACACUGCUGUGUUACUCACUGAGCCACCCUCCCUUCGCCUCACCAUCAUCCCUGCGGAGAGGUGUGUUCAGGUGGGAGGAGGUGGUGGUGUAACUCCCUCUGUGUGGAAAACCCCUCUUGGUUCAAGCCAUCGGGACAGCCAAGCUAGAUAUUAAGCUGACCACCGGUAGUCUCACCCUGCUUGAAGACUUGGUAAGGGGGAAAGGAAAACAAUCAACUCUUUCAGCGUUCAACCAAACUGACAACCUCAGAACAUCCAGGGGAUCCUCUUCUUCUUUUCAACAUCCUUUUCCCUUCAGUUGUGGUGUUAUAGUGAAGUCAACCAAAUCCCAAGAAUCAGUGCAAGCACAUGUAUAAUAGUCUGUGUAUGUUUACAGUGUUGUGUGUAAAUGACAUAGAGGUUACACUUGUAUACAUAUGUACGCACACAUACACACGCACACAUACACACACAAAGUAUAUAUUAUUAAAGUCCAGUUUUUAUUUUGAGUUUUGGUGAGGGGGGGAAAGGAAUGAUGUUUAAAAAAUGGACAAAAAGAAAGCCCUCUGUAUUUUUAAAACAAUGUUGUCGUCUUGAGGUUGAAGUUCUAUUUCAUUGUACAGGAAUACAUUUAAAGUAAUAAUAAACUACUCAAUUAGAAAUUCAAGGUUUAGAUGGUGUACAUUUUUCAUUAAACUAUACAGUAACAUCUGUAGAAGAUUUAAACCUAAAACAAGAUUGUUUAUUUUGAUUUAGUUUUUUGAAUGGAAUGUAAAGAUUCAAAUGGCUCUAACCCUAGACUAGGAGAGAUGAUGGCUUUGAAUUGUUACAGAACUGCAACGCUGUUUUCAAAAUCACAACCUGGAACGUAGUUGUUAACCUCCACCUCCCACCUCCUCAGUUCCUGAUCAUAUCACUUUACUAAUCACUUUGGUUUUCUGUUUUGUUCUCUGCUCUGAUAAAGCCUCAUAAAACGCUUCUCCUCCAGAAAUGUUUGAGUGUUCCUUCCAUUGUGCUACCCAGCAAAGGCUCCAACCUGGCAACUCGUAAAGGCAGGUCCUUCCCAUCUGUAAGGGAAAGAGGAGUGGGCCGCCAUGUUGGGUUGGCCAACUGAUUGCCCAAGACCAGUGACUGAACACUACCCCACAGCAAGGUGGUGUGCUUUGUAUUUGUAAAACUAUGUAUCCUGUGAUGUCUGUAUUGAUGUAUGCUGACAAAAAAUAAAGAAAUGAAAGGUUUAUGACUGAAUUCAAACCCCAACGGAAACCCUGCAGAUAUAUUAACACAUGUACAGAAAGCUUCCAUUUUUUCGUGAAGGGGAAUAAUAGAUGAAGACUUUAGUCACAAAUGCAAAGAUUUUUAUAUUUAUUUCAGUCCAGACCUGGUUUCUCUUCAUGGACUACUGUUUUCAGAACUUUCUCCAGUUUAGUGCUUAUUGCAUUGGUUUAGGUUUAAGAUUAUUUCACCAUCUCCCUCCAUUGUUGAUUUAGAUGCUAUUUUAUGGUGACUAUUUGAUAAUGAUUGCUACAAUGUAGACAUACAGCAGGUUUGUUUUCAUAAAAGCAGUACACAUCUUUAGUACAGUAUUGUUUCUAUAAAGGGUAUGUUUUGGAGCAGCCUGUUAGAAGGUAUGAUCACAGGCUCAUAGAACCUCAAAAGGAUCUGUAGAAUUGUUCCACGUUGUUACAAAGUCUUUUCCCAAUACCUCUGUUCAUACAGUACAUGUAUAGGUUUUUGUUCUAGUUUUACUUUGCGGUCACAUGUACAGGUAACCAUGCAUAGGAAAAUGAACACUUAAAGCUGUGCUAAGGUAUGUGUGGGUCACCUUUGAACCCGUGAUAGGAUGUUUAAGCUUACUACACCUGUGUGUCAAGACAAGAGCUGUGACUUCUGUGAAUCUGCAUCACAACACUUGAGAAUUAAGGGUUAAGCUCUUCUCUCACUGUGGUUCCUUCAACUGGAGAUUUAUUUCAACCUGCCCCAAAGAUGACAAAUUGCACAAGAUGAUUGUGUGAAAUAAUUUGUGUCUUUGUAUAUUCUUGAAAAUGGUACGUGUCUUUCCCGUUUGUAAACUACAUUUGACAUUAAUUAAAUGAUUGUAAAUCUGAAAGUUG